CUGCGACAGCCUCCCUCACCACAUCAGCGCGUCCGAACUCUCGCCCCACUCACGAGUUUCCCAGUCCAAGAUGUCCAGCGCCCACGGCGGAGCCAUGGACGCCCGCAGCGGCUACUGCGCAACAACCAAGUCAUUCCGCAGUCUCCGCCCACCGCUGCCUCUGCCACCAGCGGACGUCCCACUCACAUUCCCUGCCUUCGCGCUGUCGCUGCUGCCGUACCCUCUCCCCGCCCACCCCGCGCUCCUCGACGCCGCCACCGGCGAGUCCGUCUCCUACCCGGCGUUCCUGUCCCAGGUGCGCGCGCUCGCGGCCGCCCUGCGCUCGCGCGCGCUCCCGGUCGGCCGCGGCGACGUGGCCUUCGUCCUUGCCCCCACGCGGCUCGACGUGCCCGUGCUCUACUUCGCGCUCCUCGCCGUCGGCGUCGCCGUGUCCCCGGCCAACCCGGCCCUCACCGCCGGCGAGGUGUCUCGCCUCGUCUCCCUGUCCGGCGCCUCCGUCGCCUUCGCGGUCUCGUCCACCGCCGCCAAGCUCCCCGCCGGCCUCCCCACCGUCCUCCUCGACUCCCCGCACUUCCGCUCCCUCUUGAACAACGACCAAGGGGAGAACGAGUCGGCCCCGCUCGACGCCGGUGCGGUGCGCCAGUCCGCGACAGCGACCAUCCAGUACUCCUCCGGCACGUCAGGGCGGGUGAAGGCGGUGGCCCUGUCGCACAGGAGCUUCAUAGCGAUGGGGGCGGGGCUGCACGCCCAGCACGUGAAGUCGAGGAAGGGCGUCGAGAGGAAUCUGAUGAGUGCUCCCAUGUUCCACUCCAUGGGUUUCUCGUCCGUGCUCAACGGGCUGGCGCAGGGGCUUACGAUGGUCGUGAUUACGGCCGCGGCCGCGCGGGCAGGGUUGAGGGGGAUGCUGGAGGCAGCGGAGCGGUGGGAGGUCACGGAGAUCAUGGCGGCGCCUCCCUUGCUGCUGGGCAUAACCAAAGACAGGUGCCGGCUGAAGAGUCUGGUGCGGGUGGUCUGCGGCGGCGCCCCUCUGCCGACGUCGGUGGCGGAGCAGUUCCGUCGGCGCUUCCCUCACGUGGAUCUACGCACGGGUUAUGGCUCAACUGAGGCUGGGGUCGUAUCCGUGAUGGUCGACCGGGACGAGUGCUCCCACGUAGGCUCCGCCGGCCGCAUCUUCCACGGCAUCGAGGCGAAGAUCAUCGACAUCGUCACCGGCGAGCACUUGUCCAUCGGGCAGAAAGGGGAGCUGUGUUUGAGAAGCCCUUUCAUCAUGACAGGCUACGUAGGCGACGACGAGGCGACCGCAGCCGCUUUCGAUUCGGAAAGCUGGCUGAAGACCGGCGACCUUUGCUACAUUGAUCAGGAUGGGUUUCUGUUCGUGGUGGACAGGCUCAAGGAGCUCAUCAAGUACAAGGCCUAUCAGGUCGCGCCUGUAGAGCUGGAGCUUAUCCUUCAAUCGUUGCCAGAAAUUGUUGAUGCUGCAGUUAUGCCAUAUCCUCACGAAGAGGCGGGAGAGAUACCCAUGGCGCUCGUGGUGAGGCAACCCGGUAGCAAGAUCACUGAGGCACAAGUCAUGGAGCAUGUGGCGAAGCAGGUGGCGCCGUACAAGAAGGUCCGCAAGGUGCUCUUCAUCGACUCCAUACCCAGAUCGCCGGCCGGGAAGAUCUUGAGAAGGCAGUUGUCCAGCCAUCUGUCCAGACUGUGAUCAAGCUUGUGAUCAGUGAGGUCCUCGUCCGUGUUAGUUGCAAUGGGAAAAAAGAAGACUUAAGCCCUGUUCGGUAAUCGCCCGCUCCCGGAAUACUCGGAGCGGGGUACUCCUCCGAUUUGAACUGCAGCUCCGCUAACUCCGCUCCCGGAGUUGUGGAGCGAAGCGGUACCAAACAGGGCUUUAUAAUAUCGACAACAACUGUGGAGUGCUCAAUGUUGAUGUUCAAACCUUGUUGUGCCCUCUUGGGAUAUGUCGCGAAGCAUUUUAUUUUUCUUCC
This is a messenger RNA of Triticum aestivum (bread wheat), 1982 nucleotides long. RefSeq names its product 4-coumarate--CoA ligase-like 7. NCBI's taxonomy places the organism in Eukaryota, Viridiplantae, Streptophyta, Magnoliopsida, Poales, Poaceae. The record is from RefSeq and is a predicted model, not a curated record. The coding region runs from base 71 to 1702 and encodes 543 amino acids. The transcript is spliced from 5 exons. Gene Ontology annotation, molecular function: CoA-ligase activity.